AUGGCAGAAUUAGUUUUCCCUCCCGUUGCCGCGCCAAUCCUUAACGGCACAGACGAAGGUCUCAUAAGUCUGGAAUUGAAGGAUGGCACAGUCUAUCAAGGAUAUAGUUUUGGUGCGAAGAAGAGUGUCGCAGGAGAGUUGGUCUUCCAGACAGGUAUGGUGGGUUACCCAGAAUCCAUCACUGACCCCUCAUAUCGUGGACAAAUCUUGGUCAUUACGUUCCCUUUAGUGGGUAAUUACGGUGUACCAUCUCGAGAAACAAUGGACGAACUUCUCAAGGAUCUUCCAGCACAUUUCGAGGCAUCCGAAAUCCAUAUCGCAGGUUUAAUCUGUGCUUCAUAUGCGGGUGAAGAGUUCUCUCAUUACCUGGCAACCUCCUCUUUGGGAACUUGGUUGAAGGAGCAAGGUGUUCCGGCAAUCUAUGGUGUUGAUACUAGAGCUCUGACCAAGAGAAUACGAGAAGAAGGUAGUAUGCUUGGACGAAUGCUUUUACAGAAGGACACCCUCACCAAUGGCAACUCGAACGACAACUUCUCCACUUUAUCAUCAAAGGAUUGGAGAUCAUCUUUCGAAGAGAUAGAUUGGGUGGACCCAAAUACUAAGAAUCUUGUGGCAGAUGUAUCAAUUCGCGAGCCAAAACUCUACAAACCUGAUCCUUCGAAUGCUCUGAAACAUCCUUCCGGAAGACCUAUACGUGUGUUAUGUUUGGAUGUUGGUUUGAAAUACAAUCAAUUGCGCUGUCUUGUAAAGCGUGGAGUGGAAGUUCUGAUCUGUCCAUGGGAUUAUGAUUUCCCUGCACUCGCUGGAAAGGACUAUGAUGGUUUAUUCAUUUCCAACGGUCCUGGUGAUCCAGCCAUGAUGGAUGAGACUGUCAAGCACAUUCAGACCGCCAUGAAGGAGAAUCGAACUCCAAUCUUCGGUAUCUGUCUUGGACAUCAACUUCUUGCCAGAGCUGCUGGUGCUCAAACCGAAAAGAUGAAGUUCGGAAACCGUGGACACAACAUUCCAUGUACGAAUAUGUUAACUGGAAAAUGUCAUAUUACUUCUCAAAAUCACGGUUUUGCUGUUCAAACUAGUUCUCUACCCACGGAAUGGAAGGAACUUUUCGUCAAUGCCAAUGACGGAAGUAAUGAGGGUAUCAGACAUGUCAACAGGCCAUAUUUCAGUGUUCAAUUCCAUCCUGAGAGUACUCCUGGACCUAAGGAUACUGAAUUUCUGUUCGAUGUCUUCAUUAACACGAUCGUCAAGACUCUCGAUGACGAAAAGCUUCUCUCCGCGCCAGUUGUAUUUCCAGGUGGUGAAAUAACUGAAAAUGAAAAGCUCACGCCAAAGGUUAAUGUCAAAAAAGUCCUUAUUUUGGGAAGUGGUGGUCUCAGUAUUGGUCAAGCAGGAGAAUUCGAUUACUCUGGAAGUCAAGCUAUCAAAGCUCUUAAAGAGGAAGGAAUUUACACCAUUCUGAUCAAUCCAAAUAUCGCUACAAUUCAAACAUCCAAGGGACUGGCCGACAAGGUUUACUUCCUUCCCGUCACAGCCGAUUUUGUUCGUAAAGUCAUUGUUCACGAGAACCCUGAUGCAAUUUACGUUACAUUUGGUGGUCAAACAGCUUUAUCAGUCGGUAUUCAACUCAAGGAUGAAUUCGAGGGGCUUGGUGUGAAAGUUCUCGGUACCCCCAUCAGUACAAUCAUCACUACGGAAGAUCGUGAAUUAUUUGCUCGAAGCAUGGAAUCAAUUGGCGAGAAAUGCGCCAAAUCAGCUUCGGCUAAUACUAUCGAUGAAGCUAUGCAUGUCGUGAAGGAUAUUGGAUACCCUGUCAUCGUUCGUGCCGCAUAUGCCUUGGGAGGUCUUGGAAGUGGAUUUGCAGAUAACGAUGAAGAACUACUCGAGCUCUGCAACAAAGCUUUUGCGGCUAGUCCUCAGGUUUUGAUUGAGCGAAGUAUGAAGGGGUGGAAGGAGAUUGAGUAUGAGGUUGUCCGAGAUUGUCGUGACAAUUGUAUUACGGUCUGUAACAUGGAGAACUUUGAUCCUCUAGGAAUCCAUACUGGAGACUCUAUCGUCGUCGCUCCUUCACAAACAUUAUCUGAUGAUGAUUACAAUAUGUUACGAACCACAGCUGUCAACGUCAUUCGCCAUCUAGGAGUUGUUGGAGAAUGUAACAUUCAAUACGCACUCAACCCCGACUCCAAGGAAUACUGCAUUAUCGAAGUCAACGCUAGAUUAUCCAGAUCUUCAGCACUCGCAUCCAAGGCUACUGGAUACCCAUUGGCUUUCAUCGCCGCAAAGCUCGGUCUUAACAUCCCACUCAACGAAAUCAAGAACUCAGUUACUCAAAAGACAUGUGCUUGUUUCGAACCAUCUUUGGAUUAUGUCGUUGUCAAGAUGCCACGUUGGGAUUUGAAGAAAUUCACUCGCGUAUCGACUCAACUUGGUUCAUCGAUGAAGAGUGUUGGUGAAGUCAUGAGCAUUGGAAGAACUUUCGAGGAAGCCAUUCAAAAAGCAAUUCGUGCUAUCGAUUUCCACAACUUGGGUUUCAGUGCAACCAAAGCUUUGAUGUCAAUUGAUGAUGAACUCCAAACACCUUCCGAUCAACGUCUAUUCGCCAUUGCCAAUGCUAUGCAAUCCGGUUACUCCGUCAACAAAAUUUGGGAAAUGACAAAGAUUGAUAAAUGGUUUUUGAACAAGCUCAAGGGCUUGAAUAACUUCAGCAAGCAUAUGUCAACCUUCAACACGAGUACUAUCUCAAUCAAUCAGCUUAGACAAGCUAAACAGCUUGGGUUCUGCGACAGACAAUUGGCUAAACUGUGGGAUUCCACAGAGCUUGCUGUGAGAUUAAUGAGAACCGAAGCUGGAAUUAUCCCGGUUGUCAAGCAAAUUGAUACUGUUGCCGCUGAGUUCGAGGCUCACACCAAUUAUCUCUACAUGACUUACAAUGGAUCAGAAAACGACAUCUCCUUCAAUGAUCACGGUGUAAUGGUUCUUGGUUCAGGAGUUUACCGAAUCGGAUCCUCUGUCGAAUUCGAUUGGUGUUCGGUUCGUGCCAUCAGAACUCUUCGCGAAUCUGGUUUCAAAACCGUCAUGGUCAAUUACAAUCCGGAGACCGUCAGUACUGAUUAUGAUGAAGCCGAUAGGUUGUAUUUCGAAAACAUUAACCUCGAGACCAUUCUCGAUAUUUAUCAAUUGGAAUCUUCCAGUGGUGUUCUCAUUGCUAUGGGAGGUCAAACACCAAAUAACAUCGCCCUUCCCCUUCAUCGCCAAAACGUCAAGAUUCUCGGAACAUCGCCAGAGAUGAUCGAUACUGCCGAAAAUCGUUUCAAGUUCUCUCGUAUGCUUGAUAGUAUUCAUGUUGAUCAACCAACAUGGAAGGAAUUGACUAGUUUCGAGGAUGCAAAGAUAUUUUGUAACAAAGUUUCAUACCCAGUGUUGGUUCGACCAUCAUAUGUACUUUCGGGUGCAGCUAUGAACACUGUUUACUCUGAACCAGAUCUUGAAGCCUACCUUGCUCAAGCUGUUGAUGUUUCAAGAGAUCAUCCAGUUGUUAUCACCAAGUAUAUCGAAAACGCAAAGGAAAUCGACAUGGAUGCUGUUGCCAAGGAUGGUGUCAUGGUUGGUCACUUCAUCUCUGAGCAUGUCGAAAACGCUGGUGUACAUUCCGGUGAUGCGACCUUAGUUUUACCACCUCAAGAUCUUGAUUCUACCACAAUUCAGAGAAUUGAAGAAGCUACUCGCUUGAUCGGUAAAGCUCUCAACAUUACUGGACCUUACAAUAUUCAAUUCAUCGCCAAGGAUAACGACAUCAAGGUUAUUGAGUGUAAUGUUCGAGCAUCUCGAUCAACUCCAUUCGUUUCAAAGGUCAUGGGUGUCGAUCUUAUUGAGAUGGCAACCAGAGCUAUCAUGGGCGUACCAUUUAUCCCAUACCCACCUACCAACUUGCCCGCAGGUGUUGUUGGUGUGAAAGUGCCCCAAUUCAGUUUCUCCCGACUUUCUGGUGCUGAUCCCGUUCUUGGUGUUGAGAUGGCUUCUACUGGAGAGGUUGCUUGUUUCGGUCGUGAUAAGUAUGAGGCGUACCUCAAAGCAUUGAUCUCUACUGGAUUUAAGCUUCCAAACCGCAACAUUCUUCUCUCUAUUGGUUCGUACAAGGACAAGAAGGAAAUGCUUCCAUCUGUUGUCAAACUUCAGAGAAUGGGAUACAAACUUUUCGCCACAGCUGGUACAGCGGAUUUCUUACAGGAACAUGAAGUUCCAGUUCAAUACCUCGAAAUUCUUGGAAAGGGUGAGGAUGAUCAAAAGUCAGAAUACUCCUUGACUCAACAUCUUGCCAACAGCAUGAUUGAUCUCUAUAUCAAUCUUCCUUCCAGCAAUAGAUACAGAAGACCUGCAACCUACAUGAGUAAAGGUUACCAAACAAGACGUAUGGCUGUUGAUUAUCAAAUUCCUUUGGUCACCAAUGUCAAGAAUGCCAAGAUCCUUAUCGAAGCCAUCGCAAGACACUAUGAUAUGGAAAUUUGUGGAUUUGAUGCUCAAACAAGUCUAGAUGAUUCUUCAACUGAAAAUGGCAUUAAUGGUGAAGAUGUGCCAUCAGAACUUGUUGAAUUCAACAACAAUUCACCAUUUGGAUCUCCAGCUAUGGGAACAAGACCUGAUAGUUCUCAUUUGACAAAGUUUUCUGCAUUUGGUAGUACCCCAUCUUCAGCUAUGCGACCCGCAACUCGUUCAAGGUUCUUGGAUGGUGCUGCCAAUCAAGCACCACAUCUUCGUUCUUCAGCUCCUGAAUAUUUAGGAUCUCCGUUAUAUCCUCAGCCAACCAUAUCACCAUCUUUACAAUUCCUUCUUGGACAAUCGCCAUUCAAGAAUCAACAUGUUCUUUCGGUUAAUCAAUACUCCCGUCAAGAUCUUCACCUACUCUUCGCUGUUGCUCAAGAAAUGAGGUUGGGUGUUCAACGUGAAGGUGUCCUUUCUAUCCUCAAGGGACGUCUACUCACCACAUUGUUUUAUGAACCAUCUACUCGAACAUCUGCAUCAUUUGAUGCUGCCAUGCAACGAUUAGGAGGACGAACAGUUGCAAUUGCCACUUCCCACUCUUCCACUGUCAAGGGUGAAUCCCUAGCUGAUACCAUCCGUACUCUUGGCUGUUAUGGAGACGCGAUUGUUCUUCGUCACCCCGAAGAAAGUAGUGCUGCAAUCGCUGCCAAGUUCUCACCAGUUCCAAUCAUCAACGGAGGCAAUGGAAGCAAAGAACAUCCUACUCAAGCAUUCUUGGAUUUAUUUACCAUCCGAGAAGAAUUGGGUACAGUUGGUGGUCUUACCAUUACCUUUACUGGUGAUCUUCGAUAUGGUCGUACAGUUCACUCACUCGUCAAGCUUCUUCAACAUUAUGAUGUUCACAUCCAACUUGUCUCUCCACAAGCUCUAUCUCUUCCACAAGAUAUCUUGGCACUUAUCAAAUCUAAGCCAGGUCAAUUACUUUCAGUCUCUACUGAAUUGACACCUGAUAUCAUUGCUCGAUCCGAUGUUCUUUACUGUACUCGUGUACAAAAGGAAAGAUUUGCCGAUUUGGAGGAAUACGAAAGUUUGAAGAAUAGUUUCAUCAUUGAUAACAAGACAAUGAGGAAUGCUAAGAGUUCGAUGAUUGUUAUGCAUCCAUUACCAAGAAAUGCCGAGAUCUCAGAGGAAGUGGACUUUGAUCAAAGAGCUGCAUACUUUAGACAGAUGAGAUAUGGCCUUUACUGUCGCAUGGCAUUGUUGGCCUUGGUAUUAUCCCCAUAG
This is a messenger RNA of Sclerotinia borealis F-4128, 5760 nucleotides long. NCBI's taxonomy places the organism in Eukaryota, Fungi, Ascomycota, Leotiomycetes, Helotiales, Sclerotiniaceae. The record is from the annotation of a GenBank genome assembly.